This is a messenger RNA of Hippocampus comes (tiger tail seahorse), 3353 nucleotides long. RefSeq names its product DIS3 like 3'-5' exoribonuclease 2 (gene dis3l2). Gene Ontology annotation, biological process: mRNA catabolic process; miRNA catabolic process. The transcript has 21 exons. Gene Ontology annotation, cellular component: P-body. Lineage: Eukaryota; Metazoa; Chordata; Actinopteri; Syngnathiformes; Syngnathidae. Bases 110 to 3202 code for a protein of 1030 amino acids. Gene Ontology annotation, molecular function: 3'-5'-RNA exonuclease activity; RNA binding. The record is from RefSeq and is a predicted model, not a curated record.
AAUGUGUGUUUAAGUGUUUUGUUUUGUUUUUUUCCUUACAUCACCGGAAGUGACUGACUGAGCCAAGCUAAGAGUUUGCGUCCCUAACUGAGGGUCUUUUUAACGCACAAUGGAUUCUUCUCGGCCUCCAAAGAGGACCAACCCAAGACGUGAGGCGAAAGGCGGUCAAAGUGAGUUUAAAGCUCCCGGUCGCAAAGAUGCCUAUGCUCGACUUCUGAGCCAGCACCGCAGCAGCACCUUCACGAAGUUUCUGGAGCAAUAUGCCAAAGAGUCGUCCCUCCUUCGGGAAGAUAAUGGACCGCACACCCUACUUCAAGCCCAGAGUGACAAGAUGAGCAUACCUCAAGGAAAAAGGGACCUCGUGCCAAAUCAUCUCUCCGAUUCCAGUGACUUUUCCCCUUCUUCCUUAAAAGACAAAGGAGACGAGAGCUCCUUGUCAUUGUACAUGGUAAAAUUAAGCAUUCAAAAUGCACAGCAAGACAGUGAGAGGAAGCCAGGUGUGUCUGAAAAGAACAGGAAGGCACAGAGAAGGGAUACUGCCACGAGCCAAGAUGGGGACAUUGAGUCGGGAGAGGAGCUAAGUUCUUUCGGCCCAAAUGACUCCAGGAAGCACCAGCGUCAGCGGAAGAAAAAUAAGGACACAAGCAAGGAAACCGUCUCGAAAGACAUUAGUCAAUUUGUUGAAAAUACCCAAGAUAAAGCCAAUUUAAACCAACUGGAACAGGAGGACACGAAAAAGACAAAGAACAAUAAUCUGCCCAAGCAGCUGGAAGCGGGGAAGCCAAUAGCUCUAAUAGCUAAAUGUUCAGGUGACAGUCACAAUUUCAAGUCACCUCAUGAUUUAAAGAAACUACAAAAACCCACAGACAAGAAUAAGAACAACGGGGGUAGAGGCUCAAGGAAACAAGUGUUUGAGCCCUAUAUGACCUCUGAAGAUGUUUCUCGUGGCCUUAAAAGAGGAGAACUUAUUCAGGGACAGUUGCGAAUAAACCCCAAGAAGUACCACGAUGCUUUCAUCCCUUCUCCUGAUGACACACGAGAUAUAUUUUUGGAUGGCAUAAUUGCUCGUAACAGGGCAUUAAAUGGUGACAUAGUCGUGGUGCAGCUCUUACCACGGGAACAAUGGAAGGUUGUGAGAUCGGACACUGACUGCGAGGGAGUCAGCGAGGCAGAAGCCCAGAAGGGAAACCUGAUCCAAAAGAACAUUGCGCAAGCACCGCAUACGUCUGUGGAAGAUCAGCGUCAGUUUGCAAGCAAAGACCAUCUGGAAAACACCUCAACAUCACAGUCCAAUAGUGGCGCACUUCAAAUGACCGCUAAAGUGGUGUACAUUGUUGAGAAGAAGCACUCGAGGGCUGUGACAGGCUCCCUGAAAUUUCUACCGGACAAACCUUUUGCCAUGUUCUCCCCUGUGGACCACCGCGUGCCCAGGAUUAAUGUCCCGCUGUCUGAUUGUCCAGACGAUUUUAUUUCCCGCCAUGAUGAUUACGCCAACACACUUUUCAUCUGCCGCAUCACCAACUGUCCUGCUGACAGCAACUUCGCCGAAGGUCGACUGGCGAAGACGUUGGGCCAGGCUGGGGAAAUUGAGCCAGAAACGGAGGGCAUUCUGACCGAGUAUGAUGUAGAUUUUUCAGACUUCUCAGAUAACGUGCUCGAAUGCUUGCCCAAGAAUGUGCCUUGGAACAUCCCGCCUGAGGAGAUGGCCAAGAGAAAAGACUUAAGGAAGGAGUGCAUCUUCACAAUUGACCCAGCGACCGCCAGAGAUCUGGACGAUGCCUUGUCCUGUAAACCACUUCCAGAUGGGAACUUUGAGGUGGGGGUCCACAUUGCUGAUGUCAGUUAUUUUGUGGAGGAGGGCAAAGCGUUGGAUAAAACUGCUAGCCGGCGAGCCACAAGUGUGUAUCUUGUCCAAAAAGUCAUCCCGAUGUUGCCAAGACUGCUUUGUGAGGAGCUAUGUAGCUUGAAUCCUCUGGCUGACAGGCUUACCUUCUCCGUCAUUUGGAAAAUCACACCUGAAGGAAAGAUCCUGAGCGAGUGGUUUGGCCGCUCCGUGAUCCGCUCGUGCGUCAAGUUGAGUUAUGAUCAUGCUCAGAGUAUGAUCGAGGCCCCCGAGAAGACGUUUGCUGCUGAAGAACUGCCCCCGGUGGACCCCGAGCACCGCAUUGACAUGAUCCACCAAGCUGUGCUCAACCUGCAUUCUAUUGCCAAGAACCUCAGAGCUCAGCGUUUCUCCGGAGGAGCUCUCCGACUGGACCAGCUAAAACUCUCUUUCACGUUGGACAAAGAGACCAUGAUGCCCCAAGGCUGCUACAUUUACCAGUACAGAGAUAGUAACAAGUUGGUUGAAGAGUUCAUGCUGCUGGCUAACAUUGCCACAGCCCACCGUAUUUACAAAUGCUUCCCUGAGCUAGCAUUGCUCCGACGCCACCCUCCACCCAAAGCUAAGAUGGUGGAUGAGCUCCAAGAGCUGUGUGACCAGCUGGGCAUCGACAUCGACCUUUCUUCCGCUGGCGCGUUGAACAAGAGUCUACUUUCCAUUCUUGGUAAUGAUGAAUAUUCCAUUGCCCGGAAAGAAGUUCUCACCCACAUGUGCUCCAGACCUAUGCAGAUGGCGUUAUACUUCUGUUCGGGGGUGCUCCAAGAGGAAAAGCUUUUUAAGCAUUACGCCUUGAAUGUUCCUCUUUACACUCACUUUACCUCACCCAUCAGGCGCUACGCUGACAUCAUCGUGCACAGACUGCUGGCAUCUUCACUCAACUGUGGUCCCAAGUUAGCAGUGUCCACAGAAGAAGUCCACAAACAGGCUUCACACUGCAAUGAGAAGAAGACGGCAUCCAAAAGAGUACAAGAGUUGAGCUCUGAGCUCUUCUUUGGAGUUUUCGUCAAGGACUGUGGCCCCCUGGAUUCUGAGGCUAUGGUGAUGGCCGUUUUGGAUCAGUCCUUCGACGUGCUGGUCCUGCGCUACGGAGUGCAGAAACGCAUCUACUGCAAGUCUGUCACCGGCCUGGCCUCAUUCCACCAUCGCAAGGUCGGGAAGAAAUCUGAGCUGACUCUCCUGUGGACACCAGAGGACCCACAGGAGCCUCCCCUUGAGCAGGUCAUUUCCAUCUUCACACGAGUGGAGGUGCAGCUCAAGGCAGACGGCGUGGCCAUGAAAUGCAGCACAUUACUCAAGAGGCCCAAUGCGAUUGCGCCAUAAAUGCUUGACACGUCAUGUAAGCAGUGUUAUUGUUUUACACAUGGACACUUCCCUUAGCUGCAAAACACUCAGAUAUGCAGUCUGACAUUGCGACUUAUCACUUUUAACGCUUUGUGAACUCACUAAUUAAUCAUGGUAUGCCGGUGUCGUC